AUGUCUCAUGCUUCUUCUUCCAAAGUGUGCAAGUACGAUAUCUUUUUGAGUUUUAGAGGUGAAGAUACUCGUAGAAACUUUGUAAGUCAUCUAUAUAAGGCUCUGGAACAAAGAGGAAUCCGCACUUUUAAAGAUGAUGAGCGACUAGAAACCGGAAAAUCAAUUUCUGAAGAACUUUUGAAAGCCAUACAAGAGUCUAAAUUUGCUAUAGUGAUAUUUUCAAAAAGCUACGCAACCUCAAGAUGGUGCUUAGAGGAGCUUGCACACAUCAUAAAGUGUAAAAAGGAAUUGGAGCAGAUUGUGAUUCCAGUCUUCUAUGAUGUGAGUCCAUCAGAUGUACGCCAUCAAAAUCCCCCUUUCGCUGAUUCAUUUUCCCAACACGAGGUAAAAUACAAAGAUGCUAUGGAGAAGGUUCAAAGAUGGAGGGAUGCAUUUGUGGAGGCAGGGAAAAUAUCAGGCUAUCAUUUAAUAAAUUUCAAGGAUGAGGCUGAGUGCGUCAAGAAAUUAGUUGAUGACAUAUUUCCUAAAUCACUUCAAAUUAUUUCACCUUUCCCGGAAAGUUUAGUGGGUAUGAAAUCUCAGGUUGAGAAAGUAACCUCAUUAUUAGAUAUGGAAUCAAACGAUGUUCGCUCUAUUGGUAUUUGGGGUAUGCUUCGUUGGAAGAAAGUUCUGUUCACCAUCGAUGACGUAAACCAUCAAGAACAGUUGGAAUUUUUGGUUGGAGAGCCAGAGUGGUUUGGUAGGGGUAGCAGAAUUAUUUUAACAGCAAGAGACAAGCACCUGUUAAUCAGUCACGUCGGGGAUAAUGUGUAUGAAGUCCAACUAUUAUCUGAGAAUGAAGCACUUGAAUUGUUCAGUAGGCAUGCUUUUAGAGAAAAAUCACCAAAAGAAGAUUUUUUGGAACUUUCAAGGCAAGUGGUGAAGUAUGCUGGUAGACUCCCUUUAGCCCUUAAAGUUUUGGGUUCUUCAUUUUACCGACGAGAUAAAAAGCUCUGGAGACACAUAAUUGAUCGGCUGAAGAGAAUCCCUCACAAGGAUAUUCUAGGAAAGCUUAGGCUUAGUUUUGAUGGUCUGGAUAAAGAUGAGAAGGAAUUAUUUCUGGAUAUUGCAUUUCUAGAGUUUGCAGGCUUGAGUGGAUAUGAUUUUUAUCUUUGUGUGAAAUCAGUAAUGAGAGACCCGAGUCGUGGUUUUCUAGUAGAUUGCCUUGUCGAAAAAUCUCUAUUAUCCAUGGACCUGUAUAAUAGUAUUGUGAUGCAUAAUAUGAUAAGAAAAAUGGGAGAAAAUGUCAUACGGGAAGAGUAUGCUAACAGCAGAAUAUGGCUUCCCGAGGAAGUUUGUGACCUUUUUACAGGAAAGUUGAUAACAGAAAAGGUGGAAAGCCUAUGUAUCCCAAAAGGUUACUAUUUUGAAGAUGAUCUUGUCGAUUAUAGCAAUAUUUUCAAGAGGAUGCAAAGCUUCAAAAUACUCAUAGUUGGUGAUGGAGCUUUUAGCACAAAUUGCGCUAUCACUUAUCUUCCUUCCAGCCUGAGGUUUAUUGAUUGGCGGGGGUAUCCUUCAAUUUCAUUGCCAGAGAGCUUUGAACCAUCACAGCUCGCUGUGCUUUGUUUAUGUGAAAGUAGGCUUGUUGAACUUUGGCCAAUAUCAAAGAAAUUGAGCAAUUUGAAGGAUUUGGAUCUAAGGCAAAGCCUUGGGUUAACAAAAACCCCUAAUUUUGGUGAUAUGCCAAACUUGGAGACACUAGAUUUAAGGGGGUGUGUGAAUUUGGAAGAGGUCCAUCCCUCUCUUGGACACUGCAGAAUGCUUACUUAUUUGAGUUUGGAUGGUUGUAGCAAACUUAAGAAGCUUCCAAAAUUUGUCUGCAUGGAUUCUCUUGAGGAACUCUAUCUCAGUAAAUGCACAAGCUUACAAGAAUUUCCAGAAAUCUGUGGAGAUAUGCGGCGCUUAUCAAUACUCUCUCUAGAAUCCCCCUGGAUAAGAAGCUUACCCCCGUCUCUUAGCGGCAUUAGAGAGUUGCAUUUGGCUGGUUGUGAAAUUCUUGAAAGUAUUCCAGACACUAUUCAAAAUCUUAGUUUUCUCGAAAUUUCAGAUUGCAAUAAACUUGCAACACUGCCAAACAGCCUCUUUGAAUCACAGCAAUUGGAAGAUCUUGAAAUACACCGAUGUUCUGGAUUGGUAAAGCUCCCCUCAUCUCUUGGAGUUCAAAAGAAUCUCCUUGGGUUAGUGAUAGAUAGAUGUGAGAACUUAAAGCUUCCAAGCUCUAUUCAGAUGGAAUCCCUUGAAGAUCUCACGAUAUCUAAUUACCCAAAAUUAGAUACAUUUCCACAAAUCAAUGGAGAUACGCAUUGCUUGUCAGAACUGAGUCUGAAUUCUACUGGGAUAAGAGAAGUGCCUUCAUCCAUUGGGAAUCUGAGCGGCCUCACUCAGCUAAAUCUGGAUGGUUGUGAAGAUCUUGUAAGUCUACCAGACAGCAUCUGUAAUUUGAUGAAUCUUCAACAACUUUUCCUCAGUGGGUGCAAAAAGUUAGAGAAGCUUCCAGAAAACAUUGGUGAUCUGCAGGAGUUUGAUAUGCUUGAGGAUUUAGGAUCUUUGCACUCUUUGGAAAAGUUGGAUGUAAGUGGAAGCAAUAUUUCUUGUUUACCAAAAAGCUUUAAAGGACUCUUACACCUUCAGCAUCUGAACAUACAAUUCUGUCAGAAUCUUAAUGAACUGCCAGGAGAGCUACCCCCAAAUUUAGAGGAGCUAUUUGCAGAUUAUCAUUUAGCCUUGAAGAGCAUCAGAGAUAUCGUAAUUAAUUGUCUUAAGCUGUAUAGGUUCGUAAUAUCAGCCGUCUCAAGUGAACAAGUUAAUGUGUUCCUACACCAUUUUUUCACGACAGACAUCCAGUGUGACUUCCAUCAAAGGGAUUAUUUUGUCAUUUAUUUUCGUGAUCAAGUCAGAAUUCCAGAGUUAUUCGAUUAUCAUCAGUUGAUAAAUCAAAAAGUGAUCUCAAUUGAUCUGAACCCAUCUUGGUAUACCGAUAAAUUCAUGGGUUUUUUGAUAAGUUAUGGUCCUACUAGACUAUACUCAGGAUUAGAAGUUACAUUGGUCUGCAAAUCUGACCCUGAAAGAAAAUAUUCCUUGAAGUAUAACCUGUAUGGAUAUUUGAUGCUCAUCGAUCCUUUCAUUUGUUGCUGGUACAUACCAUUUGAAACAUUGUGGAAUGGAAAAGGCAAUAAAGAAGGGAAGAAUCCAAAUGAUUAUUACAUUUUGGAGUUUUCUCACAUGUUCUGGUGGGAGACCAAAGUAGCAGCAUGCUGGGGAAUUCUGCUGGGGUAUGAAGAGGAAGCAAUGAAUGAUACUGGUCAUGGAAAAAAGAAAAGAAGAAGCAAUGAGUGA
Solanum stenotomum is the source of this 3375-nucleotide messenger RNA. RefSeq names its product disease resistance protein Roq1-like. The record is from RefSeq and is a predicted model, not a curated record. Gene Ontology annotation, molecular function: protein binding; ADP binding. NCBI's taxonomy places the organism in Eukaryota, Viridiplantae, Streptophyta, Magnoliopsida, Solanales, Solanaceae. The coding region runs from base 1 to 3375 and encodes 1124 amino acids. The transcript is spliced from 8 exons. Gene Ontology annotation, biological process: defense response; signal transduction.